AUGCUGAAUAAUGAGUUUCUCCAAGGGUCUCUGAAUGUCUCUAACCUGGCUGACCUGAUCGCCAUCAAGCCUUCUGACCAGAUCUUGAUGGAAGUUGUUUUUGAGCCUGCAUCAGUUACCCAGCGCAGUUGGGUACUUUACAUUAAUUUUAUAUUCCUCAUCAUCUCCAACAAGGACCAGACACUUAGCCACCUCACCACAUCAUUCCGGCAUAACAUUCGACUUGCCUUAGAUGAUGCCAAAAUAUUCCUAGAACCAAACGAGGUGAAUGUUCAAGCCUUGACCAUGCUUUCUUGCCUUGGAGAGGAUUAUACUUCUCCUAGCCUAUCGUGGAUGCUUGCUAGCCACGCCUGCCGACAGGCACAAGCCCUAAACCUACACCUCACGGAGCAGCACUACUCCACAGAACAACAGCGCCGACUGACUCUCUUUUGGGUACUAUUCAUGGUUGAUAAAGCAUGCUCCUUGGCUUUUGGUCACCCAAUAUUAUUACCAAGUAAACUGUAUGAAAAUGUGCCUUUGCCUGAUUUCCAGCAUCUCCUAAAAUUUCGCCCCCGACAUGGGCAGUUCAACAAUGCUCAUUCACAGCCUUAUUCGUCAACAUUUGGCGCCCACUUCUUGACUCAAAAUAUCAAGUUGGCAAGAUUAACUGGUUUAAUCCUUCAUAUCCCGAUUAAUGGCGCUCAAUACGGUGGUAGGGAGGGCUUAAUAUCGUAUCUGGAUGAUUGGGACGUGUCAACAAGACAGAUCUUAUCAGAAGCUCGGGAGCUUGAAGCCGACAAUGCCAGUGAAGAACAGCUUCGUGGAAUGUCUCUUGCAAUUCGACUCAUGAGGUUCAAGUAUUUACAUAUCCUCGUCUUGACAUUACCAGAAGAUGUCCAAUACACUACUCUCCGACUCGAGUCCUCGCGGGAGGCUCUGUCCCUUCUUCCACACCUUUCGAGUAAACACCAUGUAUAUAGAGGAAUAUUCUGGACACUCCUUUAUUACCCUUUUACCUCAUUUUUCGUGGUUUUCAACCAUAUUACGUGUAAUCCAGAGGCACCAACCACCAGCGAAGAUUUAGAUCUAUUAAACACAACGCUGUCAUAUUUCCAGUCGAUGAAGGCAAAACUACACACCCAAUCUGUUGUUCCAUCUGAGUUGGAGAAAAUGGUCGAAUCAUUUAUUCAGCUUGCACGCUCAGCCGUCUCGAAAGACACAUCAAGCUGCACUUAA
Messenger RNA from Trichoderma breve, 1218 nucleotides. RefSeq names its product fungal specific transcription factor domain-containing protein. The transcript is spliced from 3 exons. Gene Ontology annotation, biological process: DNA-templated transcription. The record is from RefSeq and is a predicted model, not a curated record. NCBI's taxonomy places the organism in Eukaryota, Fungi, Ascomycota, Sordariomycetes, Hypocreales, Hypocreaceae. Gene Ontology annotation, molecular function: zinc ion binding; DNA binding. The coding region runs from base 1 to 1218 and encodes 405 amino acids.